AUGGACGCCGAGCUAAGUUGGCUGGGAUACCUAACAAGUCCAGAACAGGGAGUUGGGCCCGGCUGCUGGCAAUCUUUCCAACAUGGAGCUAUGUACUGGCUACCAAACUUGGGAGCUUUUGCUCUAAGUACUUCUAUAAAUGACAAGUACAAUUCAUUAGGAGGGCCGCUGGGUUCCCUUGGCUUUCCGGUUCACGACGAGCAACCUAUCAACACCGCACCAGGGACGUUUUUCAAGUUCCAAAACGGCAAAAUUUUCUGGCGAAGUACCCCUGAGUCCAUCUCUGUCAGCAUGAAUUCGGUCUACAACUUUUCCAUAGACCAGAUUCAAUGUAUGAGCACUCGCUCUCGAGUCUCAGACACACUAUUUGUUACAGCCUCGAUUAGCAUAUUCGGUCGAGAUCCUGUGACAGUAACCAAAGAAUUAGGUGAUCACGGAGUCGGCUUCACGUAUCCCAACAUUGUACUUGAGAAUAUCCCGUUGGCAGAAGAGGAGAUUGCUCUGUUCGUAUAUAUGAUUAUGAAUAGUGGAGAUUCAGGUGUCAAGAGCAAAGUCGAAUCGAUGGGACGGGAUCUUACUACAAAAGGGGCGCAAAUUGCGGGCGAGAAAGCAGGGCAGGCGAUCGAGGCGGAGAUAGCUGGGAAAGCUGGGUUAGCUGGUACGAUAGCUGCGGUUGGAACAUGGCUUGGUGGCUUACUCGACACUCCUGCCCCGGUGGUGGGCAACGUCAUUGGUGGGCUACUAGGUAGUCUUACUGGUGGAUUUGCCCUACCCGGGACACCACCCGGGGCACCUGGGACUUUUAUUCCAGUAGAUUUCGGACUUGGGCAUCCAUCCCCGCAUCCGCUGUUGCUUAGAGACGCUCAAACCCCCCGAUCAGUGGUUUACGGCCCCCUUCCGGCCGACUGGCAAUGGAGUGCUGCAAAUAGGGUCAACUUUAUCUGUCAUUCGCAGGGCGGCACAACUAUCAGAUAUCUGAUCGAGCUAUUAUCUGGAGCGAAAGGUCCAAACUUUCCACAAUUUCGGGGCGUUGACCGUCGGAGCUGGGUCAAAUCCGUGGUCACUCUAGGCACACCCCAUAAAGGCACAACUGUGACAGACGUCGUGAAUGAUCUCCUUCCCCCUCGUGGCUUAAAUCCACUUAUAGACUUCAUCACAUCGUGCUCAUACGAAUCGAGGCAAGAUAGGAUUUACGACCUCCACCUUGAUCACUGGGGGUUUUCGCGUAACCCAGGAGAGACCUACAGCCAAAUGCGUGCGCGGAUCGCGCCCGACAUUACCACAUGGUGGACUGGGCUACAUAAUGGACUCUACGAUAACAGUAUUUCAGGAAUAGGCAACCUUAACGCAUUCGCCCCCACUCCUUCACCCAAUAUCUAUUACUUCACUAUGUCUUUCUGUGCAACUCGCCCAUUCCCGAAGGAUACUCUUACAACUCAAGAUAUCAAUGGUUUCCUGGCAUUAUUUCCAUUAAAUCAAGUCUGGAAUCCGCUAGGGGUAUGGGGACGUGUUGCAGCUCCGUUUCAACCACUUGGAACUCGGCUCGGGGUACUUCCGUCACUUUAUGCGGCAUUGACAUGGAUUACCGACGUGGCAAACCGCCACCUCCAGAUUAUGCAGUACUUCUCUCAAAUUCCCCGACCCGGCUCACAAAUACCCCGGCAAGACAUGCUCCCACUUAUAAUGUACCCUGCCUACGCCAUGGGAGGGCGAGGCACCACGUUGCCAGGUAUUACAUUACAGGAGUUCCAGCACAACGAUGGCAUUGUUAAUACCAGAUCGAUGGAUGGCCCGAGUACCGGACCCGUGAAUCAUGGAAGUUUUACGGCCCGGCUCGCCGCAGCUGCUCCUGCUAAUCUUAAGGGAAUUUAUUGGAAUUUAGGGGCCAACGCGACUAUUGAUCAUGCUGAUCAAAUUGGGGUAUUCACAGAUCCUGAUACGUUUCGCGAGGUCCAGGUCAUGUACAUGUUGUUUGCAGAGCUUGGAGACCGUCUGCCAUAA
This is a messenger RNA of Fusarium odoratissimum NRRL 54006, 2001 nucleotides long. RefSeq lists its product as uncharacterized. NCBI's taxonomy places the organism in Eukaryota, Fungi, Ascomycota, Sordariomycetes, Hypocreales, Nectriaceae. The transcript is spliced from 4 exons. The record is from RefSeq and is a predicted model, not a curated record. Bases 1 to 2001 code for a protein of 666 amino acids.